AUGGGACAUUUUUACGAAUCGUACAGAAAUGUGAUUAGUGGCUAUACGGAUCUAUUUGCACCACAAUAUACAACUAUUAAGGACGUAACAUACAUUGCAAUGGUACACCACAAGGACAAUAAGACAAAUGUUACCAUCUACAAAGCCAUGGACCUAACAACCCAUUUUUAUUUUGAGUUGGAUUAUUGCAUAACAUCUUAUGUAUUUAAUAAGCACAAAAUGAUAUUUGUGAGUGAUAAUAAGAUAGAAGAAUACACUAGGGAUACAUUAGUAGCAAGCUAUGUCUGUGCUGAAAAAAUAGAUCGCGUUAGGGCUAUUGAAAACAGAUGGAUAGUGAACUAUAAAAACAGAAUAGUUGUUUUAGAUGAGAAUUUGAUACAAAUAGAUCAAGUUGAGCUUAAUUUCAGCAAAAAGUUUGACAAUAUUUUAUGUAUGGGAAAUAACAAAAUACUGUUACAUGCAGGAAAGAAGAUGUUCAUCUACAACUAUAGUAAGAAGAAGCUUGUCUAUACUAUUGUAAUGGAUGAAAGAAUUGAAAAUGUGUUCACUACAGUUGAUAGGAACAUUGUGUUAUUUGUGAUGGGGAAAGAAAUAGUAGUAUAUGAUAUCAAGCAGGAUAAGAAGGUGUAUAGCAUAUUAGAAUAUGUCGAUGAUAAUAUGGUGUAUAUUUCACAGUGCUAUGACAAAUAUGUGCUAAUCUCUAUUUCUGAUAGCCUGAGAAUAGAUGUGUUUGAUAUGGAAUCAAAGAAGGUUGUAGACAGUGUGGAUGGAUUGCGUUGUUAUUUCUUAUCAGAUGAUACGAUAAUCUGUUUUGGUCCAGAUGAUAUGACACUAUACAAGUUGAAUAGCAAAGGUUGCUUCAAACUAUUCAAGAAACGUGAGCGUAUUACACAUCCAGAAUCCAUGUGUAGAAUCAAGGAGAAUAUUCUGCUUUGGAAUGAUCACACGAUUCAACUGAUUAAUCUGUUCAAAGACAGUAGAAAUGACAUUUUAUUCAAAAAGAAUUUUGAUAAAAUCAGUGCUAGUGAAACAAGUUGCCUGAUCCAAGUUAAUCACCAAUUCAUAGACAUCGAAUACAACAAGAAACAGACUAAGCUGUUUACUAGAAAAACAGACUGGUUUUACAAUUACAGGGAUCUGAUUCUGUUUGGAGAUGACUCCAACCUGUAUCUGGUUCACAAGAAAUCAGAGCGUGUUCUGAUCCAUGUUGACAACAACUUGAUCAAUCAGACAAAGAAUCGUCGAAUCAAUAGGACAAUUCAAGGUGGUGCGAUCAGUGAUACAUUAUUGGUGUAUUACACCACUACUUCUAUUCAGGUUUAUCAUCACAAUUUCAUUGAAUUCAAUCUGAUCAGUAACAUAGCCAAUAAUGCCCACAAAAAAGGCAUCAGAAUAUUUGGUGAUAUGAUAUUGAUUCAAACUAGACCAAAUCUACUGAUUUACAACAAGGAUCUAAGAAUAAUAUUCAAUAGAAAAUGCAAUGCCUUUGAUGUGGUACCAGGGUGUUUAUCAGUUAUAGAUGGAAGCAAAGUAACCAACUACGCUAUAUCAGGUAAUACUUUUACUAAGGCAUUUGAUCAUGAUUUUGGUUACAAAAUCAGUGCAGUCUCUCUGAUAAGACAGUUUGAUUUCAUCACAGUCUUUUCAAAGACGAACGUAUUCGAGUGUUAUACUAUCAAUGAAAUCAACUACAAUACAACUGAAAUAGAAUCUGAAACUAAAAUAGACCAAGAUAAUGCACCAUUAGAAACCAAAAAGAAUGAACCAGAAAUACAAUUUCUGCAUUAUUUGAAUAGGAAUAUCCAAUGCAGUAAACAGAGCAAACAAUUACGUAAAGAGGCUAUGGAAUUAUACAAAGACAUUCUACUCUAUAAGAGUUGUAUCAGCAGUGAAGAUACAGAGUAUUACAUCAAGGGAUUAAGCAAGGAAGAAGUUAACAGAAUAAUCAGAAUGAUAACUGAAGAAGGCCUAGAAUUAGAACUGGUGGCAUUGGUGAACAGAUUGCUGGUUUAUAAGGGGAAGUGGAUUGAAGAAGGCAACCUGAAAAUACUCUCCAAUAAAUAUGAUAUUUAA
Enterospora canceri is the source of this 2073-nucleotide messenger RNA. NCBI's taxonomy places the organism in Eukaryota, Fungi, Microsporidia, Enterocytozoonidae. The record is from the annotation of a GenBank genome assembly.